AUGAAGAGAGGAUCUAAGAAGGAAACUGAAUCCAGUCCUUUGAAAGUGGAUCCAGUUGUUAAAGUCACGAAGACAAUCACCAAGCCAAUAGUUACUGAAAUUGUUAAUCCUUCGACGGAUGUGAUACCUUCGAAGACUCGUAUUCUUAAGCGCCUCAAGAAGAAAACACAUAAACCUUGCCAUUCUCGGGAAAGUUCUGUGGAGACACCCAUCACUCAUGGUGAAAAAACCAAACCAUCAACUCCUGAGCAGACACUAGUCAUACCGCUCGAAGUUUCGCUUACUGAGUCAUUUCAUGAAGAGGUACGAACUUCAAACACAACUGAAAAAGUAUAUGAUACAAAUACACAUGUUAAUAUGGGUGAAGGAGUUUUAUCUACCGAAGCUCAAGGUGCUAAUUUUAUUAUAUCUUCAUCAUUCCCUACUACUAACCUUGACACAACUGUUUCAUUACCACCCUACAUUAUGUAA
This is a messenger RNA of Lactuca saligna, 471 nucleotides long. Lineage: Eukaryota; Viridiplantae; Streptophyta; Magnoliopsida; Asterales; Asteraceae. The record is from the annotation of a GenBank genome assembly.